Messenger RNA from Drosophila serrata, 1517 nucleotides. RefSeq lists its product as uncharacterized. The record is from RefSeq and is a predicted model, not a curated record. Lineage: Eukaryota; Metazoa; Arthropoda; Insecta; Diptera; Drosophilidae.
AAUAGGAAAAACCAAUUAAAAAACACCAAUACAUCAGAUGGCAUGAGUCUUUAUGCGAUGCAAAGCGCGUUCGAACCCCAGGGCAUUCGUUAUUAAGCGUUGUAUAAAUGCAGAAUACUGUCGUAGUCCUCGUCACCCCAUCAAGAAUUGUGCAAAGUCCAUCAAGAAAUCACUUUUUGUGUCGAUCGUGCGAGCAAAUCAUUCAAGUCCAGCGUUUAUCAUUAGCUAGCGAAAUGUGCUAAAAUCGGGGACAGUCAAAACCUGACAUUGGUGCUAGUCUAGUGUUCCUCCAGCAGAGUGAAGGUUCUCAGUUCAAAGCGUUCUCCGAAAAAGGCACAAUGACUGGAUCAGUUCACGAUCCGAAAUGGAGCUUGGAGCGUCGCGAAUCCUCUGGCCAUUUGGUGUGGCGCAAGGACUCGCCGGAGUCAAAGGUUCGGUUCAGAUUUGAUGUCGAGGUCCUGGAGUUCGAGAAGCAUCCGCACGAGGAGCUAGACGAGAAGGAGGAUCAUUUCUCCAUGACCAGCCUCUCGGCUACAGUGGCCUUGUGUGCCACCUGCGUGGCCGUGGUUGCCGCCUCCGUCUUCCUGCCUUGGUAUCUCAUGGAGAGGGUGGGAUCGAUGUAAAGGAUCCAUGGCAAAGGCAUUAGCUUCUUGUAUAUAGUUACAGCCUGGACGGUAUUAAGUAGACUCUUGUAUAUAAACAAGCGUAGAUUUAACUAAUUGUAAAUAGUUCGUACGUUGUAAAUAGACUGUGUGGUUUUAAAAGAAAAACAAAAAGAAAAGCAAUAGAGUUUGGAAAACUCGCGGUGCAAUAGAUUGGCGAAUGCGACUUUGACAUAUUGGAUUGUAUUUAAGGAUGUGUAAAUUCUCAUAAGUUUAUUUGCAUGGUAAACGCUCCAACGAAAGAUCACAAAGAUUGUUUAUGGAAUAAACGAAAUACUUGCCUGUAAAAAUCCAUGUAUUUUGAUAUUGAAACGACGGCAAUAAGGUCACGAUCACGAUCAUAAGAAUUCGAACAGAAGCCGGUAUAAUAAAUAUUUACCACGCACUUCUUAUUGAAAUAUUACUCGGAAUUGAAAGUGACCAAUUAGACCCUCGGAUGCACACAAUGAAUCCUUCAACCCCUAUAGAGUCUGGACCAAUUCAAGGUAACAAUCAUCCCCCGCAACCAUACCCAGCAUCCCUUGCAUAGGAUGAGGGUUGAUGUCGUAAUUUCUGUUUCGCUGCCAGUGUCUUGAUUAAAAUUCUUCCCCAUUUAUGGCCAUGCUAAAAGCGCACGAAAAUCCCAUAAAAUUGUCUGCAAUCAAAUCAUUGGGUAACGUUGGCGAAAAAUGGCCGAACGGCACGUUACAAUGGAUGGGGGUAAAGUUAACGAGCAACCCCUGAACUAGAAUGGUUAAACAGACAAACUAUAUGGAAAACUAAUUGGAAUCUGCAAAGGAUAUAGUGUGCUUCCAAUUAAGUUUAGUGGGAAUUAAAUAUGUAAAUUAUCACAAGCUUAAAGGUGUACUUUUCGUG